Messenger RNA from Paralichthys olivaceus (Japanese flounder), 1593 nucleotides. Lineage: Eukaryota; Metazoa; Chordata; Actinopteri; Pleuronectiformes; Paralichthyidae. The record is from RefSeq and is a predicted model, not a curated record.
AAAAAGGUGGUGGAGCAGCUGAGGAAGGAGCUGCUGGUGAAACAGGAACCUGAGGCGAAGAUACAGCUGCAGGUCCAAACUCCUCCAGGAGGUGGCGACAUCAAGCCAGUCAACCUGCUGCAAAACCAGCAGAUACCUGGAGGACUGCAGCAGACGCUGACAGUGACGCCGGUCCUCACCACAAAGACGCUACCUCUGGUGCUGAAAGCUGCCACCACGCCCACCCUGUCUGGCACCGUCCUGUCGCAGCGCCCGCCUACUCUCGCUAUGGUAACCACAGCUAUCUCCAAACCUGACUCCCAGAACACUCCCAUCAACCUGCAGGUGGCCAGCAAGCUGACCAAUCAGUGCUCAGAGCCUGUGCGACUGGUGUCCAAGAACGCCAUUGUGGUCAGGCCCAAACCGGCCACACCCCUCAACAUCCCCAUUGCCCCGGCCCCUCCCCCACCUAUGAUGGCGGCCCCCCAGCUGCUCCAGCGGCCAGUCAUGUUGGCCACCAAGCUGUCGUCCUCGCUGUCCUCUGCGGCUCCCAUCCACCAGGUCCGCAUAGUGAACGGGCAGCCCUGCAGUAAAACCGGCUCCACUCCACUGACGGGCAUCAUCAUCACAACACCCGUCUCCGCCACACCCACCCGCCUCACCAGCCCUGCCCAGACACCCACCCCUGUCCCUACCCCGACUCCUGCUAAGCCGAUCCAGAUCACCAGCCUGACAACCGAACCCAUGCAGACUGUUAAAUCAGGAGGUGGAGCGGAGCAGAGGGUCGUCGUCAGCCUCCCCUCCUCUUCCUCCACACCUUCGUCAUCUCCAGCUCCCAGACCCAAGAGAGAGGAGAACCCAGAGAAACUGGCCUUCAUGGUGUCUCUGGGGCUCGUAACACACGACCACCUGGAAGAAAUUCAGAGCAAAAGACAGGAGCGAAAGAGAAGGACGACGGCCAACCCGGUGUACAGCGGCGCCGUGUUCGAACCUGAGAGGAAAAAGAGCGCAGUGAGUUACCUGAACAGUCCUCUGCACCAGGGGACCAGAAAGAGAGGUCGCCCACCCAAAUACAGCAGCGUCCCGGAGCUGGGCAGCCUCACUCCGACCUCCCCCUCCAGCCCCGUCCAUCCCCUCCCCCUGCCCAGCCCCAGCUCUGGGGAUGGAGACAUCCAUGAGGAUUUCUGCACUGUGUGCAGACGCAGUGGCCAGUUGCUCAUGUGCGACACGUGUUCUCGUGUUUAUCACCUGGACUGCCUGGAUCCACCCCUGAAAACCAUUCCUAAAGGCAUGUGGAUCUGUCCAAAAUGCCAAGAUCAGAUCCUGAAAAAAGAAGAAGCCAUUCCCUGGCCUGGAACUCUGGCUAUUGUUCAUUCCUACAUCGCUUACAAAGAAGCUAAAGAAGAGGAGAAACUGAAACUGAUGAAGUGGAGUUCUGAACUGAAAGUGGAGCGGGAGCAGCUGGAACAGAGAGUCAAACUGCUCAGCAACUCCAUAACGGUAAGAGAGACGUUAAACAGAGCAGCAACUCAAAGACCAGAGUGGUCCACUGACUCUGUUCCAACAGGCGCUUCUGUUCUAGACGUUCAUUUAAAAUAAACCGAUUUACUGAGC